UCGGCUAAUGCUGUUAAGAAUUAUAAAAUCUAAUGCUGUGAUCUAUCUCAAAAAUAUUAAUAAAUCUUAGAUUGCUAACUAAAGCUGUGUAACAAAUCAUAUUCCUGAUAUUUUGUGUAGUCGGCAGGAUAUACAAGGUUGUAUUUGUGACAAUUUGGUGUAGUCGGCCAUAUCCACAAAUCUGUAUUUGCAACGAGGGCCAAAGCUGCUGUGUGGCUUUGGGGACCUGAUGUUGUCAAAAACGGCCAGCUGCAAGCUGCUCCCAGCCCAGCCUGGACGGAGGCAGGUCAGUGUCAAUAGCAGCACUGAAGCUUAAGGUUGGGAUGGGGCAAUGAAGACCAUGUACCUACAGUCAGUGGGGAGAGGUUGGUGACAUCCACAUUGAGUUGUUUGGCUCUUUUUGCUCUCUGUGCUGGCUGAACAGGGAGGAUCAUCCUUGCCUUUCCAGUCAGCAACCAAUUUCUCUGUGAGGUCUUUCUUCUUCCCCGAGCUCCCUCUCUGCUGCCACAGGAAUAAUCCCACGGGAUGUGUCUGUAACAGGUGAGGUAACACGAUAGCAGCACAAUCACUGGUUUUCAGUCCCCAAACAAGACAUCUCCACCAGAGAGCAAUGGUUGCCCUGGAUGCAGCCUCCUUAAAAGCUCUGCUACCCUACUUGGAGCAGAGCCAGCAUCUCUCCAGAUAUGGCAACACUGCCUUGCAUCUGGGCAAAGAAUUAUCAGAGACAUCUGUUCCUUCCCUGUAGUUUUUCAGACUUGAAUUUUGAGAGAAGUUUGAAUUUUUCACUCCCUCCUUUCUGUACCCUUGGGGACAGUCCCAUAGGUGGGGAGCAGCCGUGGCAGAGUCAGCUCCUGGGUCUAGCAAGGCUGCAUAGUCUGGCUCCUUUGCCUUGUGCUGGCUGGAAGAUGGCUUAGAAACUGGAGAGCAGAUAGGAUACUGGGUCCAUCAGAGAGGAUUUCCUACAAGUGCUCACCCCCUGAUAUGGCUUGCCAAAAUGCUCUUCAAAGGGGCUUGGCUUGAAAAUGGCACAGAGCAUAGUCCUUGAAGGCAUCUUCAGAUACCUCCUUCCACACUGCCUUUCCAGAGUCACUGUGUGCUGCUUAUACCUUCAUACUCUUGGUUCUCCUGAGCUCCUUUUCCUCCAAUAGGUGCAAUUUCACACCCUGUGCCAGGUUCCCCAGAACAAGCAGGGCUAUGUUGUCCCAAGCUCAAAGGGCUGCACAUGCUGCUGCCUGACAGACAGAGAUGAUGGCUGAGCACCUCUAGUAAAUGGGCUUAUGUGCAAGGUGGGUAUAGUAGUGGUAGCCCACACAUGGGUUUUGCAAACGUUCAGCUUUGUUAAUCAGCUCUGUCCCCUGUGUGUAGCCAGGUACAUCAGUGGCCAAUGGGUUGGGGAAACACAGCCUUGGGGGACAUCCCCCCCAAGACCAGUGUGAGCUGAGCGCACUGCUUUGCAGCCCAACCCACAAUACUUCUCCAGCAGGCAGACCCUUUCAAAGUCCAUGGUCUAAAAAGUCUGUUCCUGGACUUUGUUAAUGCAACUCUGCUUCAGAGCUGAUCCUGCACAGCAGGCAAUCGCAUAGUCUGCAUUCAACAGCCCUCCUCAGGAGAAGGUGGGAGACCCAGGUGUCCGUAGCUGGACCAGAACACGAAGGACUGGGAGAGGAAUCAUGACCCAAGAGCGACUGUGGCAGGUCCUAGAUCCAUUAUGGCGAGACCCUCGCACCCUCUCAGCUCUGCUCUGCAGUUCAGCUGCAGCCAUUGUGCUACUGAAAUGGCUGGAACGUAGGCAGAUCCAGCAGAAAAUGGAGGAGGCAAGGAGGACACGGGAUCUGGCCUUAGAGCGAAUGGAGAAGGCAGCUCACAGGUUUAAGCAAGAGAACCCAGGCACCCAGACUGCACAUAUCCUCUCGCUGACGAUGGUGGAGCUAGUGGAGAAGCUGAAGGAGGGGUCCCUGUCCCCAGAAAGUGUCCUUUACUCCUACAUGGGCAAAGCUUUGGAGGUGACUCGGGAGGUGAACUGCGUGGUAGAUUUCAUUCAUGGCUGUGAGGAUCAGCUCCAAAAACUGAAGAAGCAGAAGGAAAAGGGGCUGCUCUAUGGCAUUCCCAUCAGCAUCAAGGACCACAUUAACUGCAAGGGCCACGUCUCCUCUGGAGGGAUGGUGAAGUUUCUGGGCCAAGAGAAGGAAGAAGACAGCGUCAUUGUCCAGGUUCUAAAGAGCCAGGGGGCAAUCCCCUUUGUGAAAACCAACAUCCCACAGACGAUGAUAAACUAUGACUGCAGCAACCUCAUCUUUGGCCAGACUCUGAACCCUCUCAACCACCAGAAGAGCCCUGGGGGCUCCUCGGGAGGGGAAGGAGCUCUGAUCGCAGGGGGAGGCUCCAUCCUGGGCAUUGGCUCAGACGUAGCUGGCAGCAUCCGCCUGCCGUCCAGCUUCUGCGGGCUGUGCGGGCUCAAACCCACAGGCAACAGGAUCAGCAAACUGGGUGUGGUUUCUUCUAUCAUAGGAAUGAAAUCAGUGACAGGGACGCUGGGGCCGAUGGCGAGAGAUGUGGACAGCCUGGCCCUCUGCAUGAAGGCGCUGCUCUGUGAGGAGAUGUUCCAGCUGGACCCCACCGUGCCACCCAUCCCCUUUGAUGAGGAGGUUUACACCAGUUCAAAGCCACUUCGGAUUGUAUAUGAAGGAGAUGGCUACUUCCAGCCCUCACCCAGCAUGAAACGGGCCAUCCAGCAGACAAGAAAGCUCCUGCAGGAUGCAGGACACACGCUUGUUCCCUUUGCACCACCCAAGAUUGACUACAUGGUAGAUGAGCUGUUCACCAGAGGGAUUUUCUCAGAUGGUGCUGCUCACCUUGUGGACUGCUUCAAAGGAGACAUCGUGGAUCCCAACCUGAAAUCCCAGUUCAAUACUUACAGGCUUCCUGCUCUGGUGAAAAGGAUCUUGGCUAUCAUUUUGAAGCCCAUAUACCCACGAAUUGCUCGGGAUCUCAGCGCUCUCUGUGGAGUGGGGUCUGCCAAAAACCUCUGGGAUCAGCAUGGAGCGGUGGUGGAUUACCGCACUGAAUUCAUUGCUAAAUGGAGGAAGCUAAGGCUGGAUGUCAUUCUUUGUCCUGCGCUGGGGCCAGCCUUUAACCACGGCUAUGCUGGGAAGCUAUUUGCUGCAACCUCCUACACCAAUUUAUACAACGUCUUAAACUUCCCUGCUGGGGUGGUGCCGGUCAGCACGGUCACAAGAGCUGACGAAGAAGAACUGAAGCAUUACCGAGGGCACUACGGAGACCCUUGGGAUAAGAGGCUGAAAGAGGCUGUGGAAGGAGCUGUGGGGCUGCCAGUAGCUGUGCAAUGCGUGGCUCUGCCAUGGCAGGAGGAGCUGUGCCUUCGCUUCAUGAAGGAGGUGGAGAUACUUGCCCACGGCACAAAAAGAAAUGUGUGAUUUCUAGGAAUCUGCCUUCACUGUGAUGACUUUUCGUUCCCUGUCCUUCACUCCAGCCACCUUCUACCUGAUGCACAAAGCAAAGUAGAUAGCAUCCUCCAGACUCUGAACCACUGUUUCAAUAAAAUGGCAGUAAAAGCUGUUUAAAAAUAGUCCGCCAAAAUCUCA
Phalacrocorax carbo (great cormorant) is the source of this 3602-nucleotide messenger RNA. Lineage: Eukaryota; Metazoa; Chordata; Aves; Suliformes; Phalacrocoracidae. The record is from RefSeq and is a predicted model, not a curated record.